UGAAGGAGCAGACAGUCACGCGCCAGUGCUGUGACAGGCAGUGUGAGUGUCAGUUUCAUUACAGUUAACGUUACGCGAGUUGCUAGCUUGCUAGAUAUUCUCUUUUCUGAACACAUUGAUUUUGUGUCAGGUCGAGCAAGAAAACUGUUAAGAUAGGAGGCUAAAUGGCAGACGUUGGAACGUGUGUCAUUCAUUAAAGGUUUGACGUUUUUCCAGUGAACAUUUUAAGUCAACAAGUCAGCUGAAGAUGGCCAGCAGGAAUGCCAGUGAGAGCACCCCUCUUUUGGACAGCAGCUCGGUGACUGUGAACAGGCCUGUGUCAGUGUUCCAGGGCAGAAGACUGGCAUGUGCGACUAUUCUGCUGGCAGAAUCAUUGGAACGAGUGGCAUUCUAUGGCAUCACUUCCAACCUGGUCCUUUUCCUCAACAGUAGCCCAUUUUAUUGGGAGGGAACUCAGGCCAGCCAGGCACCACUGAUGUUCAUGGGGGUUACAUACCUGAUCUCACCAUUUGGUGGCUGGCUGGCUGAUGCAUAUCUGGGAAAGUUCUGGACCAUUGCUGGCAGUUUGAUCCUGUACUUUCUUGGCAUACUGUUUUUCCCAUUUAUCGCAAGUACAGACUCCCAGAAUACCCUGUGUGGUGAUGAAAUGGCAUUUCCAGUGCAACCAGCUGAAUGUUUGAGCACAAACGGUACCCUUCCAAGCAAUGUGACCUGCCCCACACGGGCACCUUACUGUGGGCCAGUGAUCUACACUGCCCUUGUUCUCAUUGCCCUUGGUGUGGGAACAGUGAAAUCAAACAUCACUCCAUUUGGGGCAGACCAGGUAAAAGAUCGUGGCCCAGAGGCCACUCGCAGGUUCUUCAACUGGUUCUACUGGUGCAUCAACCUAGGGGCCAUCUUGUCCCUAGGUGGCGUGGCUUACAUCCAGCAGAACAUCAACUUCCAGUUGGGGUACAUCAUCCCAGCUGUGUGCCUGGGUGUCUCCUUCCUGGUGUUCCUGCUGGGGCGUACAGUCUUCAUCAACAAGCCAGCUGACGGUAGUGCCUUCACUGAUAUGUUCAAGAUCCUGGGUUACGCCUGCUGCACUGCACAGCCCAAAGAGCCCAACCUGCUACGGGCUAAACCGACCAUGCUGGACGGUGCCAAGGUGACAUAUGGAGGGAGAUUCCCAGAGGAGAAGGUGGAGGAGGUGAAAGCAAUGCUUAAAGUUCUCCCGGUGUUCUUUGCUCUUAUCCCAUACUGGACUGUAUACUUUCAGAUGCAGACAACAUAUUUCCUCCAGAGCCUACAUCUAAGGAUUCCUGACACCAGUACAGGCACCAACAGUAGUGACGGAACCCUCCAGAUCACAUUCCGCUUCCCUGCCGCCUGGCUGACAAUGUUCGACGCAGUGCUUAUUCUCAUGCUGAUCCCCCUUAAGGACAAAGUGGUGGACCCCAUCCUCAAACGCAGAGGCCUGCUGCCCUCCUCCCUCAAGAGGAUCGCAGUGGGGAUGUUCUUUGUCAUGUGGUCAGCUGUGGCGGCUGGUAUACUGGAGACAAAACGACUUGAGAUCAUCAAAUCUAAUGGCACCAUUGACCAGGUCUUUGGCGACGUCAUCUACUACGCAGCAGAUCUGCCCAUAUGGUGGCAGGUGCCCCAGUAUGUGCUCAUCGGAAUCAGCGAAAUCUUUGCCAGCAUCGCAGGUCUGGAGUUUGCCUAUUCAGCCGCCCCCAGGUCCAUGCAGAGUGCCAUCAUGGGACUGUUCUUCUUCUUCUCUGGGAUUGGUUCCUUCGUGGGCUCCGGCCUACUGGCCAUCGUCUCCCUCAAAGGGAUUGGCUGGAUGUCCUCCCACAAGGACUUUGGUAACAUCAAUGACUCCCAGCUCAACUACUACUUCUUCCUGCUAGCUGGGAUCCAGUGUGUUACCCUGCUGGUCUUCCUCAUCGUGUCGGUCAAAUACGACAAACAGAAGAGUAGUAGAGCAGGAAGCCAAAGGCUGGGUAUCACUCCCUCUUGACCCCAGGACUGACCCAUGUCCAUCUGACUUCACCCGACCUGCCUUAGUGCAUAGUGGUUCGUGCCAAACACCUCUGUGAUUUGGAAUGGGAUAGAGUUUUUAUUUUUCCUCAAUAAGUUUGUAAGACUAUUACAUUUUAAGGCAACAAAAAAAAACGUACCAGUCAAAAGUUUGGACACACCUACUCAUUCAAGGGUUUUUCUUUAUUUUUACUAUUUUCAACAUUGUAGAAUAAUAGUGAAGACAUCAAACUAUGAAAUAACACGUAUGAAAUCAUUUCAUUUCGUAACCAAACAAGUAUUUAAACAAAUAUUUUAGAUUCUUCAAAGUAGCCACCCUUCGCCUUGAUGACAGCUUUGCACACACUUGGCAUUCUCUCAACCAGCUUCACCUGGAAUGCUUUU
This is a messenger RNA of Salvelinus namaycush (lake trout), 2403 nucleotides long. It is a transcript of the gene slc15a4, whose product is annotated as solute carrier family 15 member 4. Lineage: Eukaryota; Metazoa; Chordata; Actinopteri; Salmoniformes; Salmonidae. The coding region runs from base 248 to 1999 and encodes 583 amino acids. Gene Ontology annotation, molecular function: transmembrane transporter activity. The transcript has 9 exons. Gene Ontology annotation, cellular component: membrane. The record is from RefSeq and is a predicted model, not a curated record. Gene Ontology annotation, biological process: oligopeptide transport; transmembrane transport.